Messenger RNA from Phasianus colchicus (ring-necked pheasant), 2078 nucleotides. RefSeq names its product BTB domain containing 10 (gene BTBD10). Gene Ontology annotation, molecular function: protein binding. Gene Ontology annotation, cellular component: cytoplasm. Lineage: Eukaryota; Metazoa; Chordata; Aves; Galliformes; Phasianidae. The record is from RefSeq and is a predicted model, not a curated record. Gene Ontology annotation, biological process: positive regulation of phosphorylation.
ACCUGCUCGUGAGCUCAGUGAAAGGUGAAUUCAAUUCAAACAUUAAACCAGGCAGACUUGACAGGAAGACAUCAAGUGCCCUUGAAACUGCAUGUAUUUGUGCACUGCGGACGAUGAUGAGCACAAACGAGCUGUGUGACGAGUGAAAGUUAGCAAUAACCUUUGGAGAUGUGUGUUUGUGUGCUGAAAGCCGACGACUUGGCAGGACCAAAAAUAGCUUCGCAGAUGGUGCUUGGCACGGCAGCGAGCAGCUCUGCGCUCGUGCGCUCCUCACGCUGCCUGUCACUCACAUCGCCCAAUGGCCGCCCGGGGAUGCGGGAUGGAGAGUAUGAGUUGGGCUGGCAGGAGGCGGCGAGGUCAGACGUCAGGAUCGCACUACGCAUGGCUGAGUCAGUGGCUGCGAGGAAUUGAGCUGAAUUAAUAGCUAGAGGGGGGUGCGUCUCUGAAUGGACUGUGGAGCUACGAUCUCUUAUCCUUGAGGGGAAGAUGAUGGAGGAAAAAGUACGGCUCGCUCGUGCUGCACUGGACUGCUGAAGAGAGGAUGGAAAUACCAAAUAUGCUGAACUUGACAAGUAAUGCCAAAGGAUGCUGAUCUGGCUUUCAAGGCUGUAUUCUUGGGAGGAACAGAAUUCCUUUGUGCUCUGAUUCCCAAAUUAUUUCCGUGCUUUUGUGUUUCCUCCCUGAUAGAUACAAGAGGAAGCACCUCAUCUCGCAUUGCUAAAGGAGUAGACUGUACAAAAAUGAGCCUUCAUGGUGCAAGUGGUGGACAUGAGAGAUCAAGGGACAGGCGCAGAUCAAGUGACAGAUCUCGUGACUCAUCCCAUGAAAGAGCAGAGUCUCAGCUCACUCCAUGCAUCAGAAAUGUUACUUCACCAACAAGACAGUACCAUUCUGAUCGAGAAAAGGAUCAUAGUUCAUCUCGACCAAGCAGCCCUCGUCCUCAGAAGACUUCCCCUAAUGGUUCCAGUGUUAGCAUGGGGAACAGCAGCAGGAACAGUAGCCAGUCAAGUUCAGAUGGAAGCUGCAAGGCUGGUGGAGAAAUGGUGUUCGUGUAUGAAAAUGGGAAAGAGGGAGCUCGGAAUGUAAGAACUUCUGAACGGGUAACACUCAUAGUGGACAACACCAGAUUUGUUGUUGAUCCUUCUAUCUUCACUGCACAACCAAACACAAUGUUGGGCAGGAUGUUUGGAUCAGGAAGAGAACAUAACUUCACACGUCCCAAUGAAAAAGGAGAGUAUGAAGUGGCAGAAGGAAUUGGGUCCACUGUGUUUCGUGCAAUUCUGGAUUACUACAAGACUGGAGUGAUUCGCUGUCCUGAUGGGAUAUCUAUUCCUGAAUUGAGAGAAGCAUGUGACUAUCUCUGUAUCUCUUUUGAGUAUAGUACUAUUAAAUGCAGGGAUCUCAGUGCUCUCAUGCAUGAAUUGUCAAAUGACGGUGCUCGCAAACAGUUUGAGUUUUACCUCGAAGAAAUGAUUCUCCCCUUAAUGGUUGCCAGUGCCCAAAGUGGUGAGCGGGAGUGCCACAUUGUUGUGCUGACAGAUGAUGAUGUUGUUGACUGGGAUGAAGAGUACCCUCCACAAAUGGGAGAGGAGUAUUCGCAAAUUAUUUACAGCACGAAGUUGUAUAGAUUCUUCAAAUACAUUGAAAAUAGAGAUGUGGCCAAGUCUGUUUUGAAGGAAAGAGGGCUCAAGAAGAUCCGAUUGGGCAUUGAAGGUUACCCUACAUACAAGGAGAAAGUGAAAAAGCGACCAGGCGGAAGACCAGAGGUGAUUUACAACUAUGUCCAGAGGCCGUUCAUUCGGAUGUCAUGGGAGAAAGAGGAAGGAAAGAGCCGGCAUGUUGACUUUCAGUGUGUGAAGAGCAAAUCUAUUACAAACCUAGCAGCAGCGGCAGCAGAUAUACCCCAGGACCAGCUUGUGGUAAUGCAUCCUACCCCCCAAGUAGAUGAGCUGGAUAUUCUGCCUAUUCAUCCUCCCCCCAGUAACAGUGAGAUGGAUACUGAGGGACAGAACCUGCCCCUUUGAUCUAGACUGUUACAAAACAAAAGCAUGCUCCAUUACAGUGACUCUGUACUCAAC